AUGGCCGAAGACCUGGAACCUUCGUCAUCAGAGAACGUCACUAUAGUUGCUGGAGAGUUUCCGAAUGCAGCGACCGUCUCUAGCCUCAAGUCCGAAGACUCAACAGAACAGUUAAUUUGCAAGACUCCACAAAAGGAGACGAAAGCGCCAAAGAAAAAAGAAUGCAGUGUGAGCUCGAAGAGUGUUGAGGCGGGGAGUGAUGAGGACGUUGGUGGAAAGAGACUUGUGGUGUUUUUGGGACUAUCUCAAGUGGUGCUGGGUGCUCUAUUGGUUGGUGCUGGUGCUCUAGCCGUGGUGAAGGGCGCAGCUCUGUCUAGAGUCGGGGCUGGCCUCUGGGCGGGAUGUAUAGCCGUCGUUGCUGGCGUUGUCGGCGUUCUCGCCGGUAUCAACGACUGCUAUGGAUUGAACAGAGCUGGUAACGGGAGUGGUCCACUGCUUACGGCGUUUCUGGCACUCUCUCUGCUCUGCCUGGCAUGUGGGAACAGUGCCGCAGUACUGGCGGCCACUGGUCUGCAGCGGGAUUCCUUGCGUGAACCCCCACCGCUGACAAGCUUUGAGGAUGAAAUGCAAGCUUGGACUCCAGUACUUACCAACAUAGCACUCCUCAUCAUUGCGACAGUGCAUUGCCUGAUAUGCAUUGUCAGCAUCUACCACCUGUCCAAGAGGGUCUGUCCAUGCUUCAGGCCCAAACAGGCCUACAACCACAACCAGUUCGACCCUGCCUUCAAGGUGCAGCAGUGCGUCAUGCACGUGGAUGAAAUCAAGAAGGUCCACGAUAUCGAAAAGAUGAGAAACCACGAGCUCUGUAAGGAGCUUGAAAUUAAGUUGCAGGGGGGGACGCUGAAGAAAAAGAAAAAGGCGGAAGCUGAGUUUGGUAGCGCGAACAGCAAGGAGAAGCUGGUGACGCACUGGUUAGGACGGCACCAGUCAGUCCUGGCGACCACCCGUCGCCGUCCUAAGGGUGUCAGGAAGCCCAGGAAAAUGGCGCCACCGCCCGUUGUACUGCUACCUGCACACCCGGCUAGCACGCUGGGCAGGAUGUCCGUGGGUGUGAUGCUGCCCCCUCGCUACGCUACUCUACCGCUGCCAGCGCCCUACGCACCUCCCGCCCCCCACGCUCCAGCGCCACUCUACUACCCGCUACACGAAGCCCGCGCUCGUCGACGGCGCUCGGCACUGGCGAGCCGUGAGAGGCGACGAACAGCUCGCGAGCGUGACUCGCUCACUCGCUCGCUCGAAAGGAUCCACCGCAAGCGGCGAGCAGAGCGCGAGCGGGUCACCGACGCCGACCUCAAGCGGACCUACACCGGACUCGACAGAGCGUACGCGGAGCAGUUCAUAGCGGUGUGUGACGAGAGCCGGCACGCGGCCGAGCAGCACGACUCGCUCGCCAGCACCGCCACCAGCGACACCGCACACUCGCGCGCCUCGCACUAA
Parnassius apollo (apollo) is the source of this 1437-nucleotide messenger RNA. The record is from the annotation of a GenBank genome assembly. Lineage: Eukaryota; Metazoa; Arthropoda; Insecta; Lepidoptera; Papilionidae.